AUGAGUUUUGGUUUUAGCGUUGGCGAUUUCAUUGCAGUAAUUGAGCUUGCGAAGAGAAUCCGGAAGGAAUUCAUUGACGCCCCGGGCCAGUUCAAGGACAUUUCCGAUGAAGUCAGAAGCCUCUCAAUUGUUCUUCAAGACCUCGAAGUCUUAUCGGAACGAGAGCUCAACAAUGAAGAGACGGAAGAGCUCCACGAGAUCGCAAGCGGCUGUCGAAACGUACUCGAGAAGCUAGAACUUACACUUGACAGGUAUCACGAGCUCGAACCAGGGCCGAAGGGCGUCAGCAGAAGUAUAAAGAGAGUAUGGAAGAGGUUAAAGUGGGAACCGGAUGAUAUACGUGAUCUACGGAGCCGUAUCAUAGCAAACAUCACUCUGUUAAAUACGUUCCAGGGAAAACUUGCCAGUCAAACCUCCCUAGCAACGAAAGUGGCUGUGGAUCGCUUGAAUAAGCGCCAAGAUGACCGAGAGUGUCGUGAAGAGCGGCAGACCAUUCUCGAGUGGCUUACCACUAUCGAUUAUGCUCCACAACAAAGCGAUUUCAUUAAUCGGCGAGAAGCGGGGACUGGACAAUGGCUUAUUGAUUCGGAGGAAUAUCAGACAUGGGUGAAAUCGCCAAAGAAGACGUUGUUUUGUCCUGGGAUUCCUGGAGCAGGGAAGACAAUCCUUACUGCGAUCACCAUCGAUGAUUUGACUAUGCGGUUCCGGAGUGAGGUAGACAUUGGCAUCGCGUACCUCUAUUGCAACUUCCGGCGGCAAGACGAGCAGAAGGCCGAUGACUUGCUUGCAAGCCUGUUAAAGCAGUUGAGCCAGGAGAGGUCUUCUUUACCAGAUAGUGUAAAGGCCCUGUAUGAAAAACACAAAGACAAACGAACCCGACCAACACUUGAUGAAAUAUCGAAAACGUUUCAGUCUGUAACUGCAAUGUUUUCAAAAGUCUUUAUUAUUAUCGACGCAGUCGACGAGUGUCGAACGACUGAUGGCUGCCGGACGAGACUCUUGACAGAGAUCUUCUUAGCUCAAGCUAAGUCAAGAGCAAACAUUUUUGCGACCUCAAGAUUCUUGCCCGAGGUUACGGAGAGGUUUGAAGGGAGCAUUUCACUAGAGAUUCGUGCUAGUGAAGAAGAUGUCCGACGAUACCUCGAUAGCUGUAUGUUUCGACUCCCAGCCUUCGUUAGUCGUAGCUUAGACCUACAAGAGGAGAUCAAAACUGGGAUUGUGCUAUUAGUAGAGGGAAUGUUCCUCCUUGCACAGCUCUAUCUUGAUUCCCUGAUUGGAAAGAGAUCAGCUAAAGCUAUCCGAACCGCUAUUGCGAAGCUACCUACGGGAACAAACAUAUAUGAUUGUGCAUAUAACAACGCAAUGGACCGUGUCGAAGGGCAGCUACAAGACCAAAAAGAGCUGGCAAAACAAGUCCUAUCCUGGAUCACGUGUGCAAAGAGACCGUUGACUACAUUGGAACUCCAACAUGCCCUUGCUAUAGAGGUUGGCGACUCCGAGCUCGAUGAAGAGAAUCUACCACAGAUUGAAGACAUGGUCUCUGUAUGUGCGGGGUUAGUUACAAUCGACGAGGAAAGCGGGAUUAUUCGAUUAGUCCACUACACAACACAGGAAUACUUCGAGCGAACGCAAAAGCAAUGGUUUUCUAACGCGCAGACUAAUAUCACCACAAUCUGCAUUUCAUACCUCUUAUUCGACGAGUUCGAGAGUGGGAUUUGCCAGAACGACGACGAGUUUGAGCAACGGCUUCAAUCAAACAAGUUAUACGAUUAUGUAGCGCAUAAUUGGGGAUAUCAUGCUCGGGAGGCUUCGAAUUCGUAUCAGGGUAUUACAGAAUUUCUUCAGAAACAAUGCCAAGUCGAGGCAUCAAGUCAAGCACUUAUGGCUGUUAAGCCAUGGUCCGGGAAUAAAGGAUACAGCCAAGAAAUUCCAAAGCAAAUGACUGGCCUGCACUUAGCCGCAUACUUCGGAGUGGACAGCGCAGUUAGAGAUUUACUUGGUAGUAAUAGUCCUGAUUCGAAAGACAGUUAUAAUCAGACGCCGCUGUCGUGGGCUGCUCAGAACGGGCACGAGGCCAUCGUCACGCUGCUGCUCGACCGGGGCGCCGAGCUCGAGGCCAAGGAUACGAAAUCUGGCCUAACGCCGCUGUCGUGGGCUGCUCGGAGCGGGCGCGAGGCCGUCGCCACGCUGCUGCUCGACCGGAGCGCCGAGCUCGAGGCCAAGGAUACGAAAUCUGGCCUAACGCCGCUGUCGUGGGCUGCUCGGAGGGGGCACAAGGCCAUCGUUACAUUGCUACUCGACCGAGGCGCCGAGCUCGAGGCCAAGGACUCUAGGCGCCGGACGCCGCUGUUAUGGGCUGCUCGGAGGGGGCACGAGGCUAUCGUUACGCUGCUGCUCGACCGGGGCGCCGAGCUCGAGGCCAAGGAUACGAAAUCUAACCUGACGCCGCUGUCGUGGGUUGCUCUAGGCGGGCACGAGGCUGUCGUCAAGCUAUUACUCGACCGGGGCGCCGAGCUCGAAGCUAGGGAUUCGAUAUAUAGCCGGACACCGCUAUCGUGGGCUGCUAUGAGCGGGCACGAGGCUGUCGUUACGCUGCUGCUCGACCGGGGCGCCGAGCUCGAGGCCAAGGAUUAUAGUAGCCGGACGCCGCUGUUGUACGCUGCUCUAAGCGGGCACGAGGCUGUCGUCACGCUACUACUCAACCAAGGCGCCGAGCUCGAAGCCAAAGAUUAUAGUAGCCAGACACCGCUGUCGUACGCUGCUCUAGGCGGGCACGAUGCUGUCGUCACGCUACUACUCGACCGGGGCGCCGAGCUCGAAGUUAAGGAUUCGAUAUAUAGCUAG
Messenger RNA from Venustampulla echinocandica, 2844 nucleotides. RefSeq lists its product as uncharacterized. The coding region runs from base 1 to 2844 and encodes 947 amino acids. The transcript is spliced from 4 exons. The record is from RefSeq and is a predicted model, not a curated record. Gene Ontology annotation, molecular function: protein binding. Lineage: Eukaryota; Fungi; Ascomycota; Leotiomycetes; Helotiales; Pleuroascaceae.